UCUUUUUCGCUUUGAAAACCGUCGUUUCACUUUAAUAAUUGGUGGAGUAACCAACAAACACGGCACUUCAUGUGAUACUUGCUUUCGCCACCAGUUAGGGGAAUUCUUAUUUUUUAGGCACCUUUGCACUUGCAUAAUGAAUUGUGUGUGUUGAACUUCGUUCGUUUCCCAUUAUAUACUACACAUAAAGGUUUUAAAAUACACCAUUUCCUGCAGUAAAGCUUUUCUUCAAUAAAUCUACCAUUCAUAUAUUAUACUCCAUAUGAAGGAAAUGAAAUCUCCUUCUUCACUACCUGUCAUUUUCAUUCUAACAAUAUUAUUUUGUAUCUGCAUACUGCUAUAUUUCCUCACAUCAUUAAGCUUGCUGUGGACCAACUCUGAUUUCAGAAAUGUUUUUGUUUCGUCAUCACGUUUGUCACCUCCUCUUUCUCUUGAACAUAUAGUGUUUGGCUUAGCUUCUUCCAGAACAUCAUGGCUGAAGCAAAAGGAGUUUGUGAAGAUCUGGUGGAAACCUGAUCGAAUGCUAGGGUGUGUUUUCGUCGACGGCUUACCACUGGAACUAAAUCACACCCAUGACAGUUCUUUACUUCCCCCUGUUUGUGUUUCUCAGGACAGUUCACGGUUUCGCUACACCUAUAAACAUGGGUACCGCUCUGCCAUUCGUGUCGCACGCAUUGUAUCAGAAACUGUUAAUUUAAACCAUUCGGAUGUCCGAUGGUAUGUCUUUGGAGACGGUCACACGAUUUUCUUCCCGGAGAAUUUGGUUAGCACACUUUCUAAGUAUGAUCACGAGCUGUGGUACUACAUUGGGUCGAGCUCAGAGAUUUAUGAGCAAAAUAAGGUGAAUUCAUUUGAUAUGGCUUUUUGGGGAGCCGGAUUUGCGGUAAGCGCUCCUCUGGCUAAGGCUCUAGCUAAGGUUUUGGAUUCUUGCUUGGAGCGGUAUCAUCAUCUUUAUGGAAGUGAUGGAAGGAUUCAUGCAUGCUUAGCUGAGCUUGGAGUUGGAUUAACACCUGAACGUGGUUUUCAUCAGGUUGAUGUCCGAGGCAAUAUCUUUGGUUUAUUAGCUUCUCAUCCUUUAGCACCACUAGUAUCGCUCUCACAUUUGGAUGAAGUUGAUCCCAUAUAUCCAAACAAGUCAGUAAUUGAUGCUCUUCACCAUCUCUUUAAAUCAGCUACUAUUGAUUCUGGGAGGAUUCUACAACAGACUGUAUGCUAUGAUCGUUGGUUUUCUUGGACAAUUUCAGUUUCUUGGGGUUAUGCAAUAGAAGUUUUCAACCAACAUUUAUACUUGCAUGAUGUAUUACGUGUUCAAGAUACAUUCAGUCAAUGGAAAAAAGGAGCAGCGGGAAACUAUUUGUUUAGCACAAGGUUUAUUCAUCCUGAUAGAUGUCGAGGAUCCACAAUUUUCUUUCUUGAUGAAGUGCAUGAAAAGAGAACAAUAGCCACAAGCAAAUACAAAAUAGUAUUACCUGAGAAUUGUACUUAUGAUCCAAUGACUUCGCCUAAAAAACUAAAGGAUAUCACAAUAUUCUCAAGAUAUCUCAGCAUAAAGCAGUUACAGGCACCAAGGAGGCAGUGUUGUGAUGUCUUACCUCCUAAAGUUCUUACCAGCUUGGAGAUUUUAAUUAGAGAAUGUAGAGACGACGAACUCAUAAUGAUGCAUGCAUAGAUCUUCCAGUUGCCUCGAUGGAAACCUCUUUGAAAAUACAAGGUUGAGGGACUUUGCUUGGCUUGCCCAAAAUUGGCACUUUUAGGAACCCUCUUUUUGGCAAUUUCUCAUUUUGUUGAUAUUUUAUGUACGUACUACCAUACUUAACCAAUUUUAUAUGCCUUAUCUUCA
Messenger RNA from Beta vulgaris subsp. vulgaris (sugar beet), 1840 nucleotides. RefSeq lists its product as uncharacterized. The record is from RefSeq and is a predicted model, not a curated record. Gene Ontology annotation, molecular function: acetylglucosaminyltransferase activity. The transcript is spliced from 3 exons. The coding region runs from base 263 to 1669 and encodes 468 amino acids. Lineage: Eukaryota; Viridiplantae; Streptophyta; Magnoliopsida; Caryophyllales; Amaranthaceae.